This is a messenger RNA of Myripristis murdjan (pinecone soldierfish), 3201 nucleotides long. RefSeq names its product presenilin 2 (gene psen2). Gene Ontology annotation, molecular function: aspartic endopeptidase activity, intramembrane cleaving. Gene Ontology annotation, biological process: calcium ion homeostasis; amyloid-beta formation; Notch signaling pathway. The transcript has 11 exons. The coding region runs from base 157 to 1470 and encodes 437 amino acids. Lineage: Eukaryota; Metazoa; Chordata; Actinopteri; Holocentriformes; Holocentridae. Gene Ontology annotation, cellular component: gamma-secretase complex; membrane. The record is from RefSeq and is a predicted model, not a curated record.
CGCGCGCACUCAGCCUCCAGUGUCUGCUGCUGCGGUCACGAGCUUGUUGCCAUGGUGAUCACGUGGUGCGCGGUCAGCUGACUGUGGACUUCCGGGUUGUGUCGUCAGCUCUUCAUGUCGGAACGGCAGGAUUAAAAAGGUGCAAAGUGUCUCAGCAUGAACGCGUCAGACAGCGAGGAGGACUGCUACAACGAGAGGACGGCGCUGGUCCAGGCCGAGAACCCGGCGCUGCCGUCUUACCGGCCGGAACCUGAGCAGGCCCCGCCCACCAACGCCGAACCCAAAAUGCAGGGCGGGGCGAGACGGGGCGGCUCACCCGUGCUGGACGGCGGCGAGGCGGACCAGGAGGCCGACGUGGACGAUGAGGAACUGACCCUGAAGUACGGAGCCAAACACGUCAUCAUGCUGUUUGUCCCCGUCACGCUCUGCAUGGUCGUCGUGGUCGCCACCAUCAAGUCGGUCAGCUUCUACACGGAGAAGAACGGCCAGCAGCUGAUCUACACACCGUUCACAGAGGACACAGCGUCUGUCGGCCUGCGGCUGCUAAACUCCGUCCUCAACACCAUCAUCAUGAUCAGCGUCAUCGUGGUCAUGACCAUCUUCCUGGUCGUCCUCUACAAGUACCGCUGCUACAAGUUCAUCCACGGCUGGCUCAUCCUGUCGUCCCUCAUGCUCCUCUUCUGGUUCAGCUUCAUGUACCUCGGGGAGGUGUUCAAGACGUACAACGUGGCGAUGGAUUACCCGACGGUGGGGAUGAUCAUCUGGAACUUUGGGGCGGUGGGGAUGAUCUGCAUCCACUGGAAGGGCCCCCUGCAGCUGCAGCAGGCCUACCUCAUCGUCAUCAGCGCCCUCAUGGCGCUCGUCUUCAUCAAGUACCUGCCCGAGUGGUCGGCCUGGGUCAUCCUGGGCGCCAUCUCCAUCUAUGACCUGGUGGCCGUCCUGUGUCCUAAAGGUCCUCUCAGGAUGUUGGUGGAAACGGCUCAGGAACGCAACGAGCCCAUCUUCCCUGCUCUGAUUUACUCCUCUGCCAUGGUGUGGACGGUGGGCAUGGCGAACCCGUCGGCGCACAGCGAGCGCCCGGCGCAGGACGCCGCUCCGCUGUGGGAAGGCGAAGAGGCGGAGCAGAGCAGCGCAGGGGCGGAGCCAGAGAGCAGACCGUCCAGGUCCUACCCAGCAGAUGAGGACCUAGAAGAGGACAGGGGAGUGAAGCUCGGCCUCGGGGACUUUAUCUUCUACAGCGUGUUGGUGGGCAAAGCCGCCGCCACCGGAGAAGACUGGAACACCACGCUCGCCUGCUUCGUCGCCAUCCUUAUUGGCCUGUGCCUCACUCUGCUGCUGCUGGCCAUCUUUAAGAAAGCUCUGCCGGCUCUGCCCAUCUCCAUCACCUUCGGCCUGGUCUUCUACUUCUCCACAGAUUACCUGGUCCGACCUUUCAUGGACAGCCUGGCCGAUCACCAGUUCUACAUCUGAAGCUCCGCCCCCCUCCUACGGCAGGGCAGCCAUUGGUCGAUAAAAUGCACAAACACUUCCUCUCAUGCCUGUCUUCUUCCUGUCUUCAGUCGUUUUCCUGCAGCAGAGAUUUGUGUGGGGAAGCAAAGUUUAAAGUGAAUAAAGGCGCCCGACAACAGGAAGUGAUGUCACUGCUGGAGUCGGCGCUCCGGCGGCGCUCAGGUGGACGUCUGGUUCCUUGUGGCCUUCGGGCGCCGCUGUUCAAAUCAAAUCUGUCAUUUUCUCAUGGCGCCGGGGGGUUAAAGGUUAAAGGUUAAAGGUCUCUACUUUUCGCUUCAGCUCAGAUUUUGUGGUGAAUUUAUUUUGUCGUCUGCUGCCACCUCAGUUUGUGUUUCUGCUUCCAAACGCCGCCCUCGCCUCGCCCUCGCCUCGUCGUGGCCUCGCCCUCGCCGUGGCCUCGCCGAGGCCUCGCCGUGACCCCGCCAUGGCCUCGCCAUGGCCUCGCUGUGGCCCCGCCCUCGCCUCGCCUCGCCAUCGCAGCUUCCUGCUCCUGCACAGAUGAAACUGUGGGACAGGAAGUGGCGACAGGCACCAGGUUUCUUCCUGUUGGUUUCCAGAGCGUCUUUGAGUGUCAUGAAGAAUUAGACCCUGAAAUAUCGUCCAGUGUCUCUUUCACAGAGACUGAACGAGCAGCAGAGACUGAAGUUUAAAGAACCAAAGAAGAAACCUGGUGCCUGUCGACGCUGAGAGGCCCAGACUCUGGGAAUGCAGAUGUGCAGGAAAGUCUUUCAGGACUCCAAACCGUUUUUACCGUCGGUGUUUUAGAUCCUGAAACAUUUUCCGGGUCAGUCAUGAGGCUGUGAGCUCGUCUGUGAUUGGCUGGAAGGCCGACCAACAGGAUCUCAGGCUUUUGCUUUAACUUGUGCUGAAGACAAACCCCCAAACCCAGAGCCGCGUUUUUGUUUGUUUGUUUGUUUGUUUGUUAGUUUGUUAGUGAACCCGUUCAUCUGAGCGUCCAAACAAACACAUAAGCCAGAGGCCUGGAGAACACCUGGAGAACACCUGGAGAACGCCUGGAGAACCAGGGUUCUCCUGUGUCAUGUCAGCAUCCAAUUCACCCACAGAACUAGAAUUCAGUAGAACGGUCAUCGCUCCGUCCAGCACAGAAUAAAACAGUCAGAAUGGAUCUGUGUGUGUGUGUGUGUGUGUGUGUGUGUGUGUGUGUGUCAUGCGGCGUUGACACCUCACCAGCAACACUCAGCAGAGAAAGCCGGUAUUAUCAUGGCAAAGCUGUGUGUAAGCGGCUCAUUCAGUAAAACCACACACACACACACACACUCUGUAAACAUAAAACACACACACACUCUGUAAACGUAAAACACACACACUCACACACACGAGCAGUAAAAACAUGUAUGAAUAUAAUAAAACAUAAAUCAAAUGUGUUGUGGGAUUUUAUUUGAACAGUUCAGGGCUGUGAUGUUGUCUGGCCUGCAGCGCCCCCCACAGGCCAGCAGGGGGACAGGUGUUCAUGUCCUCAGGUGAAGGCAGCCGCAGCCGACACACACACACACACACACUCUGUCGGCCAUGUUGGAGGACUGCCUGCACACCUGUGCUGGCUGAGCAGCAGGUGGCGCUGUCUCACCUGAAGUCUGACUGAGGGAGUUUCCAUGUGAAAGACACUGAAAUGUUUUAUAAUCCAUCAUCUACUCAAUAAAUUAUGGGAUGGCAUGUUUCAUGUGUGUUUGU